CCCUGAAACGUGUCCUCUCCAUUUUAGGAUUCUGUGCCCCACUGGGAAAUUGAAGUUAUUCUCCUGGUGGUAGCCCGGGGGUGGGAGAAGGAGAAGCUCAAGAGUUGAGCGCUGAAAGAAGCAGUGCUUUCUAGAUGCUGAGCAGCCAGUGUUGUCAAAGCUGCAGGUGGCUGCAUGGGGACUAUGGCUGUUGUAGAUACGUAGAACCUGAGGUGUGUGGGGCUCAAAUUGCUGUUGCCUCUGGCAGGAGUCUGCAGGAGUUGGGUGCUAUCCCACUGGAGGGUACAUUCUUCAGAUUAAGAAGACCUUUCUUCUUUUCUGAGCAAUACUCUUGAGGACCCUGGUGCUCUUCAGCUGUUAACUUGGACCUCAUUUCAUCUGAGUUUAUCUCCUCAUUGCUGUCUACAGCGAUGAUGCUGCAACAAUGUAUCUUGUUGCAGGUGGGUGGCCAAAGACAGCUGAAAGUCUCGGAGACAAUUGGCAAAAUUUACCAUACCUGUUUCUGCAACCUUGCAGUAGUGUUGACUGAGAGAAGAGAACAAGACUGUCUGUGAUGUCCCUGUACUACACUGGGAAUGUGCAUGCUUCCUGUAGUUUCUCCUUCUUUCUUCUGGUUGCAGAGUUGCUGUGAUUACAUCAAGAUAAACAAAAGCCUAUGAGGAAUUGUGCCUCCCUGCUCACAGAUGGAAGACUUCAAGGAAAAAAUCGUCCUGAAUGUUGGGGGAGUCAGAUACGAAACAUACAGCAACACUCUCCGUGCCUUCCCAGGGACCAAGCUGUGCAGCCUCACGGAGCCCCAUGCCCCAAGCAUCUAUGACUAUAAUCCCACCACCAAAGAAUUCUUUUUUGAUAGGAGUGGUGAGAUCUUCAGCUAUGUGUUGAAUUACUAUAGGACCAAGCAUCUCCACUGCCCCAUUGAUAUCUGUAGGUCAGUUUUAGAAGAAGAGCUGGCAUUCUGGGAAAUAAAUGUGACACACCUAGCAUUCUGCUGCUGGCUAAAGCUGAAUAACAGGAAGGUGCAGCCAGAGGAAUUACACAUUUGGGAUGAAAAUGAUCAGGCCGAUGACCGGUGCCUCAUAGUCCAAACAGAAAGAAUGAAUUUCAGCUGGAGAACCAGGUGGCAGCCAAAGAUUUGGUCUGUCUUUGAAAAACCCUUUUCCUCUUUCACUGCUAAGUGCCUGGCUAUUGUUUCUCUGUUGUUCAUCAUUGGAAUUGUCAUCAUAUUCUGUGAGGAGACCAAGGCACAAUUUGAGUUCUUCACUGCUAACUUCACCUUUAAUGGCCAUUCUGAAGUUGCUCGCAACUACCAUGAACCCCAUUACCACCAGCCUGCCUCCUUGCUUCAUCUGGAGCUUUUCUGUGUCCUUUGGUUUUCUUUUGAGUUUUCUGUGCGGCUUUGUGUCUGCCCAGACAAAAAGAAAUUCUUCCAGAAUCCCUUGAACGUGGUAGACUUUCUCUCACUCUUCCCAGUUUAUAUUGAACUCUUUGUGGAUGGGCAUAUUCAAAAAAUGCCCAGUGUAGGGCUUUGGCUUGGCUUUAUUCGUGUUGUCUAUCUCCUCAAGCUCUUGAAGUUAUCCAAGCUGAUAGAAACCCCACUUACUCUCAGAGUUCUGUUCUACACCCUCAAGUCUAUCCUCCGUGAGAUCUGCAUCCUGUUGAUGAUUUUAGCCUUUGAAACCCUUUUCUUUGGUGCGCUAUUUUUCUAUGGGGAGUUGCUUUGUAGCAAUCCUUCCUACACAGGGGAGCUGCAUAUCACUGACAUUUUUGUCUGCUUCUGGUGGGCUCUGAUCACACUCACCACAGUGGGCUAUGGAGACAUCAUUCCUCUUACCACUGUUGGCCAAGUGACAGCAGCCUUAGCUGCAGUAUUUGGCAUGCUAACUAUUAUCAUACCAAUCCCCAUAUUCCUGGUGAAAUUUAAAAGCUACUAUGCUGUUGCUGUCUUCAAACAGAAGCUGAAAAGUUGAAAGAACUACCAACUCCACUGAUUUUAGAGCUUCUGUUCUACUAACUCCACUGAUUUUAGAACUUCUGUUCCCCUUUGACCUUGAGACAUAAACCUUCAGAAUGGUUUAUUCUCCUUGGUGAUAAGAGAAAACUUGUAGUCUGUGAUGCAUUUACUUGUUGACCGCUGAUAAGGCCUGUUGAAUUCCGUGUGUCUUCCCCAUACAAUAUGUCAUCCCAUGCACUCUCAUUUGCUACGGUGUCUCUCUCUUUUACCCCCACCACCCCCACCUUUUUUUCACAGAGAGGGUGUGUUAUGCUGCAUUAAGGCCUGAACAAGUGCCAUGUAGGACGGUAUCAUGCUCCGGGGUUGGAGUGGGUCCCUCUGCUGGUGCACAACCCCCUGUUGCCUGCUCUGUUCUUUGUCACUUUACUGGCCAUUAUCUCACUUCACAUGAGAUAAUGCUAAGAAAAACAAAAGUUUGUGUAGGGUCCUAAAUUGAUACUGAGGAGAAAUCAGGAAAUUUUAAACAAUGUUCUGUUUUCUCAUUUUACAUUUUAUUAAUGAAGCCAGUGCAUCUAAUUUGCCUGUGCUUGCCUAAAACUGUAAAGAAGGGAGCAGGCUUAACUGGAAAUCUGUGGUCCCGAGAGCCAGUGCUGUUUGGUAGCCUGCUCUGCAGGCUCCCUAGAGCUGUGCCGUUCAAGUAGCAACAAGGGAGCCCUCCAACCCCAGAUCGUUUUGGACUGCUUAAGUCAAUGUCUGUGUUUCUGUCGAAAUAUCUGUAGUUUUUCCAUUCUUCUAAAAGGAAGAACAUGACCUGAAGUACUUAGCAUAAUUUUCAUGCAUUUAUUUCCUUAAGACGUAGCUAUAAAGUAGAAAUACUUAACUUUUAACUGGAUAGCCCUGUUACAUAUGUCUCACUUUGGAAUUGUUGAGAUAAAAAAUAAUUACAUCCCGUUAUUAAUAUGGCAGGGGUGAUGAGCUAAGAUUUUG
This is a messenger RNA of Nothoprocta perdicaria, 2938 nucleotides long. Its product is annotated as potassium voltage-gated channel subfamily C member 1-like. Gene Ontology annotation, cellular component: dendrite membrane; axon; neuronal cell body membrane. The transcript has 6 exons. Gene Ontology annotation, molecular function: protein binding; delayed rectifier potassium channel activity. Gene Ontology annotation, biological process: protein homooligomerization; potassium ion transmembrane transport. The coding region runs from base 684 to 1967 and encodes 427 amino acids. Lineage: Eukaryota; Metazoa; Chordata; Aves; Tinamiformes; Tinamidae. The record is from RefSeq and is a predicted model, not a curated record.